Seminavis robusta is the source of this 348-nucleotide messenger RNA. Lineage: Eukaryota; Bacillariophyta; Bacillariophyceae; Naviculales; Naviculaceae. The record is from the annotation of a GenBank genome assembly.
AUGCAAGCAGCAGCCACCGAAAACGAAGACGCCGGAAGGAAUGAUGAUGCUGGCUCCAACCAACGUCCACCCCAGGUACCCGACGAUCGUCGGCAGGAAGUCAUGGCAGAGGGUGCCAAUAAUGCAGAAGCUGUAGCAGUGAACGGUGGAGCCAACGACGGUGAAAACAAUAGAGAGAAUCAAAAUGAUGAUAGUGACAGCAGUGAAAGUGAGGAAGAAGAAGAGGAGGAGAAUGGUGCUAACCCCGCAGGCCCUGCUGCCUUUCAGUUGCCCCUUGGCCCUUACGAUCUUCAUCGAAUGCAACUCACAGCUCACGGACGAGCUGCGCCAGUGGGCUCUCAACAUUAA